Suillus paluster is the source of this 4827-nucleotide messenger RNA. RefSeq lists its product as uncharacterized. The annotation marks the transcript as partial. The transcript is spliced from 22 exons. NCBI's taxonomy places the organism in Eukaryota, Fungi, Basidiomycota, Agaricomycetes, Boletales, Suillaceae. The record is from RefSeq and is a predicted model, not a curated record.
AAGAGAGUAGAAGUAAACCAGCGUGCACUGGUUGAUAAAGUGCUUGCUCGAUACCCCGAAGACUUUACAGUGUUUCGAGAGCUAUUACAGAAUGCUGAUGACGCCAGAGCCACGAAGGUUCUGAUAGAGUUUCAGACGAGAGACUAUGCUACACAUUCUGCGGGAGCGAAUGGCAAGGCAAACGGAAUCAAUGGCACGAUCCCAGACUUGAACACUACGAAGUUGUUCAAAUGGAUUGUUCGCAACAAUGGCGAUUGCUUUGAAGAGAAGGACUGGGGACGGCUGACGAAGAUUGCGGAUGGCAACACCGAUGAACAGAAAAUCGGAGCCUUUGGUGUUGGGUUCUACAGUGUUUUCGCUGUCACCGACAGCCCGCUAGUCUUGUCUGGAGGCAAAAGUCUGGAGAUAUUCUUCGAGGGCGAUCAGCUAUAUACACUGGAAGAUACUUGUGCCCCGAACAAGUGGACCUCCAUCGAGAUGGUGUUGAAGGAAGAUAUGCAGCUUCCCGUCCCGAAACCAUUUGACUUGGCCCGAUUCUUGGCAGCCACUAUGACAUUCAUGUCGUGGGUGGAGAACGCCCAUGUUUCAUUCAACAACAAAGUCUUCAUGAAGAUCGCUAAGUCCAGACAGGCACCCACCCAGACUCGUGUCCCCAACGAUAUGUUGCCGAGAAGCAAUGAAGGCACGAUGAAUAUCAACACAGUCUCAGUAACUACCCAAGAGAUUACUGUCGAACUCACGGACUGGGCACGCGCCGCUGGAACGAAGAAGCCAUUUGUACCACGCUCCGGUGGCGAAAACAUACCAAAGAAUCCCGUCAAACGCAAAGGCUUUUGGGAUAUCGUGAAGGGCGAAGCCCCCAAAGGGCCGAAAGUCGUAUCUCGAGCGUCGACGCAUGACCACCCACAAUGGUGGAGAUAUAGCGCCAAAUACGCGGUAUAUUCGGCUCAAGUGACGACUAAUCCCAGUAAGGACCUUCACAAGGGCUUAAAAGCGAUGACGAAGAAGGAUCCUCCUUCUCACUUCGAUUUUGAGAUGGUCUACUUCUCCAAAGAAGAGCAGGAUGCAAGAGCAGAAGAGGAGAAGAACGAUCCGAUCAUGGGCAGCAUAUUUAGAGGACCGCAAGGCCUAUUUCCCCAACUGGACGGGUAUGCAACUUGUUUCUUUCCUGGUCAAAGUACAGCGCAAACGACUGGUAUCGGUGGGCACAUGUCUGGCCGAUUUAUUCCCACUGUCGAACGAGGAUCCAUUGAUCUAACUAUACUGAUAUAUUUUUCAGAGUGGAAUGAAGAACUCCUGUAUGUAGGUGGGUUCCUUGCGAGGCUCGUGUAUGAGCGGGAGAUUCGCAAGGUCCAGGAUGCUUGGCCUACAGUCAACGGUGCCGUUGUCCCGACCGACGCUUCGGCAAGAGACAAGGCAUCAUAUGCCAUGCGCUGCUUCACAUUCCAACCAUCCACUCCGGAUGCCAAAGUCGCGAAAAUCUUGCAUGAGGCGUUUUUCGACUGUUUUAACUAUUCCCUCAACGAUUGUUUUCCCAUCUUGUCGGACUCCGGUAUUCAUUACACCAAGGACGUUCGGAAUUUCAAUGCUGACUUUGCACCGUUCAUGAAAUCGAUGCCUAUACAUCCUCAGAAAGAACCUGGCGACCCACCUAAUUUAAUCGACUCCCUCCCUGAGAAAUACCAGGUCUUGCCGUACUACUUCUCAGAUGUGGUGGAAGAACUGAGGGGAAGGACUUUGCAAGAGGAAGAGAUGGUCGCUUGUCUGAGGUGGUGGGUCAGCCUCAUCGGUCUGGAGGACGAAGAUAACCGUGAAAAAAUCCUCCCACGCUGGUCGAAUCUAACGGUGGAGGCCAAAUCGCGAAUUGGAAAUUCCACGCGUAUUGUGGAACUUCGCAACAUCACUAAGUUCGUCGAUUCCAGUGUUUGGCUCCCUUGGCUUCAGUCGGACGAUGCUCUUCCUCCAGACACCAUCCCAUUUUCGUUUACCAGGAGUCUCGAUCGACGAUACAUUUCCGUAGCACUUUCGUGGCAGCCAAUGACUGUUGUGGACUGGUUGAGUCAUUUGAUAAGCCCUCAGGUAGACGCGGCCCGUGACAUCCAAAAAAACCCUUCGUACUCCAAUCGUGUCCUUGGGAUCCUGGGGAAUAUUUGGGGUACGCUGUCAACUGACGUGAAAUCUCAGGCAAAGGAUCUCAUGCAGGACGUCCCGUGGAUUGCGACGAAUCAGGGAUUCCGACCAUCUGGUGGAGCGUACUUCCCGGAAGCAGAUGUCUUCCGCGAUUUGCCUGUUGUCACUGUUAGUCUGUUUGAUCCCCAGGUUGUUACUGUACUCGACGAGUUCGGGGUCAAGCGGCAUCUUGACUUUGAAGAGCUCUUUGCCAAGGCGGACAAAUUGAGUACGUGGUCGGCAUCAGAGAUGAUCACAUAUCUCAAGAGUGACCCAAACGCUAUGGAGAGGCUGGAGGAUAUCCGGACAUACCCUGUAUUCCCUUGCGAUAAAGGCGGGAAAUACCGUGUCACCGAGCUGUACCUUCCGCACGGGGAGAUUCGCCCGCUGGGCCUACCAAUUCUUAAUUGGCCGCGCAGGAUUGAUAGAGAUUCCGAGGAUGAGCAAAUUUUGACCGAUAUGGGAUUUCUUCGACACCCACCUUUGGAGAAGCUCAUCGAGAUUGCUGGAGACACCGACCAAGGAGUUCGACGUGCUGCCUUCAAGUACCUUACGAGCAAGUUCGAUGAGCUCUAUGAUACGGAGUAUGAUCCUUCGCAAUACGAUAACAUGCCGUUUAUCCCAGCUCUCAAAGAUGGUCAGGAAUGUGUUGGCACUUACGAAGAGGUUUAUUCUGAUCCUUCAUGGGCAAUGAUGGGGUUCCAGAAAGUCCAUCAUUCCAUCGACAGGAAGGUCAUCGGCAGACUCAGGAUGCGGGAAGCGCCAUCGGCAAAACAAGUGAUCGGGGUUUUCAGAGAAAGACCGCCCAGUAAUGUCAACUUAGCGGCGAAAUGGUUCGCCUUUCUGGCAACCAAGCAAGUCCUCUCUCCUGGGGAUCUUCAGGAGAUUGCCAAGAUUCCUAUCGUCCCCGUCGAGGAACCCACAUCUCAAGGCGAAUUGGAUUCCGUCGAGCCUGUCAUUCGCUUGGUGCCUCCUCGGGAGUGCUUCAUCGGUGGUAGCCAAUACCCAGAAGACCACCUUUACCGGCGACUAUUUACCUUCGUUAACUUUGAUGAACGUGCAAAUCGGUUUCUGAAAGCUUGCGGUGUCAAAGCCAAGCCAGAUUGUUCGGACAUAGUCAACAUUCUAAUAAAGGACCCUAAGGAUUUCCUCAAAAAAGCCGGUGCAGAAGCAGAUCCUGAGAAAUAUCUUGUCGAGCUUCGUGGACUUGCGGUUGGGUACGAGGGGCUUUCCGAAGACGAUAAGAAAAGGAUGAAGGUUGCCCCGAUAUUUGUCGGGUAUCGCACCUCGAAGUCUGCUACUGUCUCCCGGGACGAGUUCCAACUUGUUCGAGCGUCUGAGGUCCUGCUUGCUGAUGACAUGGAGAACCGCCGGAUCUUCGGAGAGUUUGUCUGGUUGGCUCCCCAGGAUGAGCUGCUCGAAAAACUCUACGAACAAGUGGGAUCUGCGUAUUUGAGCAAUCACAUCAAAUACAACGUAAAACCAAUCAACGAACAAGCUAAAUGGCCUCGCUGCGAGGAAGUUCGAAGAGCGAUUUUGGAGAAGUUGCCCAUUUUUAUGCACGAGUUUGAUGCACAACGUCUUAAGCACGGUACGAUGCAUCUAAAGUGGGAUCAUAAAUCAACCUUUGUCGUGAGAGGUUGCAAAGAUCUCAAAGUGGACAAGAGACUUGAUUCUAAAUACCGUGUCUCUGUCGAGCCUCACAGAGAGAGCAACGAAUAUUUCGUAUCCGCCGAGAUCACCACAGAAAAGAACGCUCCUGUCACCCUAUGGCUCAAGAAAGCGGAACUGGUUGACAUGUAUGACGUCGCUGUCGCACUGUGCCGUCUGCUUUUCAAGACUCACAAGAAGCACGACGUUCUGAGUCUGAUGACCAUAUUGGAGACGGACAAGGAAAUCUUGAGGAAACGAGGCUAUGAUGGUAAUUUCUCGCGACCUUCUUGCUACGAUUAUCUCAUCUCUGAGCGCGAAAGGCAAGCACGGAAGAUGCAUUCAGGGGAAUCUGGCGGGCGACAUCGUGGUGGCAAUAUUCACAUCCGGUCCCGAUUCUUCGACUUCUUCAGAUGGCAGUCGAGAGGAUCCAAGACUGCCGAUCGUGCGAUCGACGAAAUAAUGGAACAGUGUAAGAACGGAGAGUCGAGUCCAGCAGAACAGGAGAUCAGAAAUCGAGAACACGGCGGCGCAGGCAAGAAGCUGAAAGACGUCGAAUACUGUGCUGAGCUAAAGAGCAACACUCUGCAACAAGUCGCACUAAAUGACAUGGUCGUAGUCACUACACAAGAGGGGCUUCCAAUGAAUGAAUUAGCGGACUUUGCAACCAUGGUCCAUGGACUCAGCGGUGUUUUGGACCUGAAUAAUACUGAGUCCAUAUUCAACAUCUUCUGGCAUCCCGAGGAUCCUGACCUGAUGGGGUUCAAUCGCAACCGGCUCAUUUUCUUGAACCUUGCACACUACACUACGAAACGUAGGUCAACCUUCAUUGCUACCUAUCAAAAGUACUACAUCAUCAUGCACGAAAUCGCCCAUAACAAAACGCCUUUCCACGACGAACACCACGAAUUGUUACUCUCGGCGCUAAGCUCUCAUUUCUUGCCGCAACUGCACGACGUGGGAGAGGUCCGCGAGUUUUUCAGUUGUGCGACAGGGUGCCCUUCAUAG